Molecule: messenger RNA, 717 nt
Organism: Colletotrichum costaricense
Lineage: Eukaryota; Fungi; Ascomycota; Sordariomycetes; Glomerellales; Glomerellaceae
Exons: 5
Coding region: 1-717 (238 amino acids)
Source: RefSeq, a predicted model, not a curated record
AUGAUACAACCGCCAUACCAGUGCGCCUCGAUUGGCAUCUCAACGGCGGGUCGACGACACGCGCUUUGUGUUCAGCACGCUUUCAAGUUCCAGCAAGCGGCGGUUGUUGGUCCUCGAUCGGGCCAUAGCCCAAUACCCGCUUAUUCGAGGUACCGCUCGCCAGCAGGGCUACCGUUGGAGCGUCCUGAUCUCGUCCCUUUCCCGUCGGCGCCAUCCCUGCUCGACUCCCACCUUCCCCAUGCGAUAGUGUGGAUGGCUGAGAACACGCGCCCAAUGGGAGCCGACGCCGACGAGAUUUGGAGCUCUAGCGAGACGACGAUGCACAACGACCCAGGCUCUGGGAAAAUCAAUACCAUCAACACUGAGUCUCGAUUUCGUGCACAAGUCGAAAACCUUCUCGAUGCCCAUGUCUUCGUACAGAUGGCACGAGGGCGCAGCUGCGCAGGCAAACCGGCCGCCGUCAAUAUCUCUGCGACUCGUCAAGUGGGGACCGCAGGAACACUCAGACGUCAGCCUUGGGACAACUUAAUCGGCACAAAAGAGCCCCAUCAUCUGUUCGAGACGGAGUACUGGCUUUCGAAGGGCUUCGAUGGCCGUGACACGAAUGCUCUAUGCGACUCUGUGGAACUCAAGCCCGGGGCUCGGAAUCUGGUGCCCAGGCCCAUGUUCAGUUCUCGUCCUCCCCCAGUGUCGUCACAGGUGCAGGACAGUGAUUGA